CGGAGGCCGAUUGGCUGAUUUUGCCGGUUAGGGACAGGUAUCGACAGCCGCUGAGGAGCGUGUGGGGGGCGGGGAGAAGGAGAAAACGGGCCUCGGCGGAGAGAAGGCGCCUUGGAGGCUGAGGCGGCGGCGGCGGCGGCUCCUCCUCUGAGGGGGAGGAAGGAUGGAAGGGGCCGGCCGGUCUCCGAGUAUUUUGUGAAGCCUUCUUCUGUCAUCGGUGAUCUGACGUGCCGCCACCAUGUCGGGAACAGCCAUCAUCCUUCAGCAGUUUGCCACCGGCCUCAAAAGCCGUAAUGAAGAAACUAGGGCGAAAGCGGCUAGAGACUUACAGCAUUAUGUCACGAUGGAGCUCCGCGAGAUGAGCCAGGAGGAGUCCACCCGUUUUUACGAUCAGCUGAAUCAUCACAUCUUUGAGCUGGUUUCUAGUUCGGAUGCAAACGAGAGGAAAGGAGGCAUUUUAGCCAUAGCAAGCCUCAUUGGCGUCGAGGGGGGCAACGCCACCCGCAUCGGCCGCUUCGCCAACUACUUGAGGAAUCUCCUUCCCUCCAAUGACCCAGUUGUCAUGGAGAUGGCUUCCAAAGCCAUCGGGCGUCUUGCCAUGGCUGGGGACACUUUCACGGCUGAAUAUGUGGAAUUUGAAGUCAAGCGGGCUCUGGAGUGGCUUGGAGCUGACAGGAAUGAAGGCCGGAGGCAUGCAGCGGUCCUGGUCCUGAGAGAGCUGGCAAUCAGCGUCCCCACCUUCUUUUUCCAGCAAGUCCAGCCGUUUUUUGACAGCAUCUUCGUGGCCGUGUGGGAUCCCAAGCAGGCCAUCCGCGAGGGAGCGGUCUCCGCCCUGCGCGCCUGCCUGGUCCUCACCACCCAGCGGGAGUCCAAAGAGAUGCAGAAGCCACAGUGGUACCGACAAACCUACGAGGAAGCUGAGAAGGGUUUUGAUGAGACCUUGGCCAAGGAAAAGGGGAUGAACCGUGACGACCGGAUCCAUGGCGCCUUGCUGAUCCUUAAUGAGCUGGUGCGCAUCAGUAGCAUGGAGGGAGAGCGCCUUCGGGAAGAAAUGGAGGAGAUCACCCAGCAACAGAUGGUGCAUGACAAAUACUGCAAAGAUCUGCUGGGCUUUGGGACCAAACCUCGCCACAUCACCCCCUUUUCCAGCUUCCAGUCCAUCCAGCCCCAGCAGUCGAAUGCCCUGGCUGGGCUGCUAGGGUUUAGCCCUCUCUCGGGGAUCAUGGGUUUCGGUGCAUCGCCCAUCCCGGCCAAGUCCACCUUGGUAGAGAGCCGGUGCUGCAGGGAGCUGAUGGAAGAGAAAUUUGAUCAGGUGUGCUAUUGGGUUCUGAAAUGCCGAAGCAGCAAGAACUCGCUGAUCCAAAUGACGGUUCUCAGCUUACUGCCACGGCUGGCUGCCUUCCGCCCUUCGGCCUUCACAGCUGAUGGAUACCUUCCGGACACAAUGAACCAUGUCUUGAGCUGUGUCAAAAAGGAAAAGGAGCGGACGGCUGCCUUCCAGGCCCUGGGCUUGCUCUCGGUGGCCGUGCGGACCGAAUUCCAGGUUUACUUGCCCAAGGUCCUAGAGAUCAUCAAGGCCGCCCUUCCACAGAAGGACUUCACCCACAACAGGAGGCAGAAGUCCAUGCAGGUGGAUGCCACCGUCUUCACUUGCAUCAGCAUGUUGGCCCGAGCCAUGGGGCCUUCCAUCCAGCAAGACAUCAAGGAGCUUCUGGAGCCCAUGCUGGCCGUGGGGCUGAGCCCUGCUCUGACGGCGGUACUCUACGACUUGAGUCGCCAGAUCCCCCAGCUGAAGAAGGAGAUCCAGGACGGGCUCCUGAAGAUGCUAUCCAUGGUCCUCAUGCACCGGCCUUUGCGCCACCCGGGGAUGCCCAAAGGCUUGGCCCACCAGCUGUCGUCCCCCAGCCUCACCAACAUCCCCGAGGCCAACGACGUGGGGAGCAUCACCUUGGCUCUCCGGACGCUGGGCAGCUUCGAGUUUGAAGGCCACUCGCUGACUCAGUUUGUCCGGCACUGCGCGGACCACUUCCUCAACAGCGAGCACAAGGAGGUCCGGAUGGAGGCGGCGCGGACGUGCUCCCGGCUGCUCACCCCCUCCAUCCACCUGAUCAGCGGUCACGCCCACGUGGUCAGCCAGACGGCCGUGCAGGUGGUGGCGGACGUCCUCGGCAAACUCCUGGUGGUUGGCAUCACAGAUCCAGACCCUGACAUCCGCUACUGCGUGCUGGCUUCCUUGGACGAGCGGUUCGAUGCCCACCUGGCCCAGGCGGAGAACCUGCAGGCCCUUUUUGUCGCUCUGAACGACCAGGUGUUUGAGAUCCGGGAGCUGGCCAUCUGCACGGUGGGCCGGCUGAGCAGCAUGAACCCCGCCUUCGUCAUGCCCUUCCUGCGCAAGAUGCUCAUCCAGAUCUUGACCGAGCUGGAGCACAGUGGGGUGGGCAGGAUCAAAGAGCAGAGUGCCAGGAUGCUGGGCCACUUGGUCUCCAACGCCCCGCGGCUGAUUCGGCCCUACAUGGAGCCCAUCCUGAAGGCAUUGAUUGUGAAACUUAAAGACCCAGACCCUGAUCCUAAUCCAGGGGUCAUCAAUAAUGUCCUGGCUACUAUAGGCGAGCUGGCCCAGGUGAGCGGGCUUGAGAUGAGGAAGUGGGUGGAUGAGCUUUUCAUCAUCAUCAUGGACAUGCUCCAGGACUCUUCCUUGCUGGCUAAGCGGCAGGUGGCGCUCUGGACGCUGGGUCAGCUGGUGGCCAGCACUGGCUACGUAGUUGAGCCUUAUCGGAAAUACCCGACUCUCCUGGAGGUCUUGCUGAAUUUUCUGAAGACAGAGCAGAACCAGGGCACCCGAAGAGAGGCUAUUCGUGUUCUUGGGCUUCUGGGCGCUCUGGAUCCGUACAAGCAUAAAGUGAACAUUGGCAUGAUCGACCAGUCCCGGGAUGCUUCGGCCGUCAGCCUGUCGGAGUCUAAAUCAAGCCAAGAUUCUUCUGAUUACAGCACCAGCGAGAUGCUGGUGAACAUGGGGAACCUCCCUCUGGACGAGUUCUACCCUGCCGUCUCUAUGGUGGCUCUCAUGAGGAUCUUCCGGGAUCAGUCCCUGUCCCACCAUCAUACCAUGGUGGUCCAGGCCAUCACGUUUAUUUUCAAGUCUCUUGGGCUCAAGUGCGUGCAGUUCCUGCCUCAGGUCAUGCCCACCUUCCUCAACGUGAUUCGGGUUUGCGACGGCGCCAUCCGCGAGGUCAAAGAAGAUGGUGACAGUGUGCUGGGGAGAAGAGCCGAGUUCCUGUUCCAGCAGCUGGGAAUGUUGGUGUCUUUUGUGAGAAGUCAUAUUCGACCCUACAUGGAUGAAAUUGUCACCCUCAUGAGGGAUUUCUGGGUGGUCAACAGUCCCAUUCAGAGCACAAUCAUCCUCCUCAUUGAACAAAUCGUGGUGGCCUUAGGUGGGGAGUUCAAACUCUACCUCCCGCAGCUCAUCCCUCACAUGCUGAGGGUUUUCAUGCAUGACAGCAGCAGCACCCGCACCGUCUCCACCAAGCUCUUGAAUGCCAUCCAGCUGUUUGGCGCCAACCUGGACGACUACCUGCAUCUGUUACUGCCCCCAAUGGUCAAGCUCUUUGAUGCUCCAGACGCCCCACUUUUGGUCCGCAAAGCUGCCUUAGAAACUGUGGAUCGCUUGACAGAGUCUCUGGAUUUUACUGAUUACGCUUCUCGGAUCAUUCACCCCAUCGUGCGAACUCUGGAUCAAAGCCCGGAGCUCCGGACCACUGCCAUGGACACGCUCUCGUCCCUGGUCUUCCAGCUAGGAAAGAAGUAUCAGAUUUUCAUCCCAAUGGUGAACAAGGUCUUGGUACGCCACAGGAUCAACCACCAGCGCUACGAUGUCCUCAUAUGUCGGAUUGUGAAGGGCUACACGCUUGCCGAAGAGGAGGAGGAUCCCCUGAUAUACCAGCACCGCCUCCAGAGGAGCAGCCAAGGAGAGGCCCUCGCCCGCGGCCCAGUGGAAACGGGCCCCAUGAAGAAGCUACACGUCAGUACCAUCAACUUGCAGAAGGCCUGGGGAGCCGCCCGGAGAGUCUCCAAAGACGACUGGCUGGAGUGGCUGAGACGCCUGAGCCUGGAGCUGCUGAAAGAUUCGUCCUCCCCGUCCCUGCGCUCGUGCUGGGCCCUGGCCCAAGCCUACAACCCUAUGGCCAGAGAUCUGUUCAACGCCGCCUUCGUCUCCUGCUGGUCUGAACUCAACGAAGACCAGCAAGAUGAACUGAUCCGCAGUAUUGAGUUGGCGCUGACCUCCCAAGAUAUUGCAGAGGUCACCCAGACUUUGCUGAACCUGGCGGAGUUCAUGGAGCACAGCGACAAGGGGCCGCUGCCGCUGGGGGAUGAUAAUGGUGUCGUCUUGCUGGGCGAGCGAGCGGCGAAGUGCCGUGCGUAUGCCAAGGCGCUGCACUACAAGGAGCUGGAGUUCCAGAAGGGCCCCACGCCGGCGAUCCUGGAGUCUCUCAUCAGUAUUAACAAUAAACUGCAGCAGCCUGAGGCGGCUUCGGGGGUGCUGGAAUAUGCCAUGAAACACUUCGGGGAGCUGGAAAUCCAGGCCACCUGGUAUGAGAAGCUUCACGAGUGGGAAGAUGCUCUCGUGGCCUAUGAGAAGAAGAUGGACACUAACAAGGACGAUCCGGAACUGAUGCUGGGGCGGAUGCGCUGCCUGGAAGCCCUGGGGGAGUGGGGGCAACUACACCAGCAAUGCUGUGAGAAAUGGACCUUGGUGAAUGACGAAACGCAGGCGAAAAUGGCCAGGAUGGCAGCAGCAGCCGCUUGGGGCUUAGGCCAGUGGGACAGCAUGGAGGAGUACACGUGCAUGAUCCCGAGGGACACCCACGACGGUGCCUUCUAUCGGGCCGUCCUGGCGCUGCAUCAGGACCUUUUCUCGUUGGCCCAACAGUGCAUCGAUAAAGCUCGAGAUCUCUUAGACGCUGAGCUGACGGCCAUGGCGGGAGAGAGCUACAGCCGUGCCUAUGGGGCCAUGGUCUCCUGCCAGAUGCUGUCGGAGCUGGAAGAAGUCAUCCAGUACAAACUCGUCCCCGAGCGACGCGAGAUCAUCCGCCAGAUCUGGUGGGAGAGGCUGCAGGGCUGCCAGAGGAUUGUCGAGGACUGGCAGCGAAUCCUUAUGGUCCGGUCCCUGGUCAUGAACGCCCACGAGGACAUGAGAACGUGGCUCAAGUAUGCCAGCCUCUGUGGCAAGAGUGGGCGGCUAGCUUUGGCCCACAAGACCCUCGUGCUGCUCCUGGGGGUUGACCCGUCCCGGCAGCUGGACCACCCUUUGCCGACGGUGCAUCCUCAGGUGACCUACGCGUACAUGAAGUACAUGUGGAAGAGCGCCCGCAAGAUCGAUGCCUUCCAGCACAUGCAGCUCUUUGUCCAGACGAUGCAGCAGCAGGCGCAGCACGCCAUCGCCACCGAGGACCAGCAGCACCGGCAGGAACUCCACAAGCUCAUGGCACGGUGUUUCCUAAAACUGGGCGAGUGGCAGCUGAACCUGCAGGGCAUCAACGAGAGCACCAUCCCCAAAGUCCUCCAGUAUUACAGUGCCUCCACGGAGCACGACCGCAACUGGUACAAGGCUUGGCACGCAUGGGCGGUGAUGAACUUCGAGGCGGUUCUGCACUACAAGCACCAGAACCAGGCCCGGGACGAGAAGAAGAAGCUGCGCCACGCCAGCGGGGCCAGCGUCACCAGCGCCCACACGGAAGGCAGCAACAGCGAGAGCGAGGCCGAGAGCACAGAGAACAGCCCGGUCCCGUCUCCUGCCCAAAAGAAAGUGGCAGAGGACUUGUCCAAAACGCUCCUGAUGUACACCGUGCCGGCCGUCCAGGGCUUCUUCCGCUCCAUCUCCUUGUCCCGAGGAAACAACCUGCAAGACACUCUCAGAGUCCUGACUUUAUGGUUCGAUUACGGCCACUGGCCAGAAGUCAACGAGGCCUUGGUGGAAGGGGUCAAGGCCAUCCAGAUAGAUACUUGGUUACAGGUCAUCCCUCAGCUCAUUGCUAGGAUUGAUACGCCUCGGCCUUUGGUCGGCCGACUGAUCUACCAGCUUCUGACAGACAUCGGCCGGUACCAUCCGCAGGCUUUGAUCUAUCCUUUGACGGUGGCUUCCAAGUCGACCACAACGGCACGACACAACGCGGCCAACAAGAUUUUGAAGAACAUGUGCGAGCACAGCAACACCCUGGUCCAGCAAGCCAUGAUGGUGAGCGAAGAACUGAUCCGCGUGGCCAUCCUCUGGCACGAGAUGUGGCACGAGGGGCUGGAGGAGGCCUCCCGCCUGUAUUUCGGGGAGAGGAAUGUGAAGGGGAUGUUUGAAGUGCUGGAGCCGCUCCACGCCAUGAUGGAGCGGGGGCCUCAGACCCUCAAAGAAACCUCCUUCAACCAGGCUUAUGGCCGAGAUCUGAUGGAAGCCCAGGAAUGGUGUAGGAAGUACAUGAAAUCAGGAAACGUCAAAGACCUCACCCAGGCCUGGGACCUCUAUUACCACGUGUUCCGGCGCAUCUCCAAGCAGCUGCCCCAGCUGACCUCUCUGGAACUCCAAUAUGUUUCGCCCAAGCUCUUGAUGUGCCGUGAUUUGGAGCUGGCGGUCCCAGGGACGUACGACCCGAACCAGCCGAUCAUCCGCAUCCAGUCCAUCGCUCCGUCACUGCAAGUGAUCACAUCGAAACAAAGACCGAGGAAACUGACUUUAAUGGGAAGCAACGGCCAUGAGUUUGUCUUCCUCCUAAAGGGCCACGAGGAUCUGCGUCAGGAUGAACGAGUGAUGCAGCUUUUCGGCCUGGUGAACACGCUGCUCGCCAACGACCCAACAUCCCUUCGUAAAAACCUCAGCAUCCAGCGCUACGCCGUCAUUCCGCUCUCGACAAAUUCCGGGCUGAUCGGCUGGGUGCCCCACUGCGACACGCUGCACGCCCUGAUCCGGGACUACCGGGAGAAGAAGAAAAUCCUGCUCAACAUUGAACACCGCAUCAUGCUGAGGAUGGCUCCGGAUUACGACCACCUCACUCUGAUGCAAAAGGUGGAGGUGUUCGAGCACGCAGUCAACAAUACAGCCGGGGACGACCUCGCCAAACUUCUGUGGCUGAAGAGUCCGAGUUCAGAGGUGUGGUUUGACAGGAGAACGAAUUACACCCGCUCGCUGGCCGUGAUGUCGAUGGUCGGUUAUAUUUUGGGCCUUGGAGACAGGCAUCCGUCCAACCUUAUGCUUGACAGGCUGAGCGGCAAGAUUUUGCACAUUGACUUCGGAGAUUGCUUUGAGGUUGCCAUGACCAGAGAAAAGUUCCCAGAGAAGAUUCCUUUCAGGCUGACAAGGAUGUUGACAAACGCCAUGGAGGUCACUGGCUUAGAUGGAAAUUACAGAAUCACGUGCCACACUGUGAUGGAGGUCUUGCGGGAACACAAGGACAGUGUGAUGGCGGUGCUGGAAGCCUUUGUCUAUGACCCUUUAUUAAACUGGAGGCUGAUGGACACAAACACGAAAGGCAAUAAGCGAUCCCGCACACGGACGGAUUCCUAUUCUGCUGGCCAGUCAGUAGAAAUGUUGGACAGCGUGGAGCUGGGCGAAACGGCUCAUAAGAAACCAGGGACCACCGUGCCGGAGUCCAUUCAUUCCUUCAUCGGGGACGGUCUCGUGAAGCCGGAGGCGCUGAACAAAAAGGCCAUCCAGAUUAUCAACAGAGUCCGGGAUAAGCUCACAGGGCGGGAUUUCUCCCACGACGAGACGCUGGACGUGCCGACCCAGGUGGAGCUGCUCAUUAAGCAGGCGACCUCUCAUGAGAACCUUUGCCAGUGCUACAUCGGCUGGUGCCCUUUCUGGUAGUGGCAGAUUUGUGACACAUCAUCCACAGAGCCUUUCCUUCGGAGGAGAGGUCUUUGCAUUCUGGACUCGCUCCUCACAAAUUGGACGGAGGGGAACGGGAGAGAAAAAAGAAAACCCCAAAAGCCUGAGCACUGGGAACAGAGGGAGGCGGCCGUUUGUCAAAUACUUCGAACUUCACAUGAGAAAACUGUAUAUUAAAAGUCGUUUUACGCUGGCGCACUGCUGCCAGGGCAGGAGGGCGGGCGAGCGAGCGGCGAAGAAACACACUUGGUGGUUGGUUCCAGAGUGGUUUAAAACAAAAUGGAAAAUCAGUCUCUGGCUAAUUUCGCCUUCAAAGGCGUGACUUGUCAAGCAGGAGGGGGACGAUUGUGUUUCUCUCCAGAGGAAAGACUUCCGACAGAAGCGGGACGUGGACGGCGCUGGUCAAGCUGUGCCGACUUCACUUCCCCGCCCUGGGUGGCUGACCUCGCCUGUUUUGAUGCCUGGCCGCCCCCAGACCAGGACUGGCCCUUGUGAGGACCACCCCGUUGCCGCAUGUUUUCUGACUCCCGUGGGCCCGGAAAGGCCCUCAAGGGGAGGCUCCCUGUGACACUCCCUAGAAGGUCAGCGUCGUCAUCGUAGGAAAGGGAUACGGCAAAAGAGCCGCCGUGACGACCCUGUGGAGGACGACUCCCAUAGAGGCGCUGGGCAAGGAGGGAGUGGAGGGAAGCCUGGCGGUUGAACAGGGAACCCGUCAGGGGUUUGGAAAAAAGGGGGGAGAGUCACACAGGAGAAAUCAGUGGGUGCCUAAAACACUAGAAGUGGGUGGGGUGGGGUGUCUAACAUCAUUCUUGUUAUUAACAAAACCAACACAUGCUGAAGAAAGCAAAGCGCACAAUGUGUGCCCAUGUUUGAAUGCCUUGUUGUGGUCUAAAACAUUUUUGUGCCAAUAAAGUACCUGAAAACA
This is a messenger RNA of Pogona vitticeps (central bearded dragon), 8795 nucleotides long. It is a transcript of the gene MTOR, whose product is annotated as mechanistic target of rapamycin kinase. Gene Ontology annotation, cellular component: nucleus; cytoplasm; TORC1 complex. Gene Ontology annotation, molecular function: protein-containing complex binding; protein serine/threonine kinase activity; protein binding. The record is from RefSeq and is a predicted model, not a curated record. Gene Ontology annotation, biological process: TORC1 signaling; negative regulation of macroautophagy. NCBI's taxonomy places the organism in Eukaryota, Metazoa, Chordata, Lepidosauria, Squamata, Agamidae.